Molecule: messenger RNA, 844 nt
Organism: Lolium rigidum
Lineage: Eukaryota; Viridiplantae; Streptophyta; Magnoliopsida; Poales; Poaceae
Exons: 1
Coding region: 1-759 (252 amino acids)
Source: RefSeq, a predicted model, not a curated record
AUGGCGUCCGCCGCGUCGUCGAGCAGAGCGGCGGUGGAGGACAAGAGCGAGCCGACGAGGCCACUGGCCAUCUGGUCCCCGUCCAUCUAUCCCGCGGCCGGCGACGUGGAUGAGGCGGAGCAGACGGCCAAGGGGUGGCGCUCCGUGCAGUACCUCCGGAAGCGCCGGCGGUGCCUCCUCUGCUGCGGCGGCUGCUGCGUCCUGACCGUCGUCAUCGUCGGCCUCAUCAUCCUCAUCCUCGCGCUCACCGCGUUCAAGGUGAAGGACCCGCGCAUCACCAUGAACAGCGUGUCCCUCACCGCCAUCAGCUCCGGCGCCGGCGCCGGGCUCUUCGACCCGGUCGCCACCAACGCCACCUUAACCGCCGACGUCUCGAUCAAGAACCCCAACAUCGCGUCGGUGAGGUUCUCCCCCAGCGCGACGGAGGUUAGCUACCUGGGGCGGACUAUCAGCGUGGUGUACGUGCCCGCCGGCCGCGUCGGCGCCCGCCGGACGACGCGCAUGAACGUGACGCUGGACAUCCUCGGCGACCGGAUGGCGCGGAUGUUCAACAUCACCGGCCUGGUGCUCGGCGAGGUGUACAACCUGACCACCUACACGGAGAUGAAUGGCACCGUGAAGGCGCUGGGGAUCUACAAGAAGGACCUCGAGAUGAGGAUGAACUGCUCCAUCAGCGUCGCGGUUGGCGGCAUUUUCAAUGCGUCAGGGACGCCCACCGGCGCGCAGGGCGUGAGUUGUGUUGCGCGUGUGAAGCUGUGAGCUGACUAGAGUGUCUUUGCGAUUUGCAUGGUGGCUUUGAGGAUGUUCCUUCUACUCUGCAUUUUGUUUCUAUCGCCUUCUUUUC